GUUUUCUGGAAUUGCUCAAAGCGGAAAUCGAGAUUACGCACGAUGACGAAAUCGACCGCAUUCGCGCCGGCAGCACGUUCAAACCGGACGAUCUUUUCUCGGUGUCACCUUCCACCAAGAUUGGAGACGCACUGCUCGCGAUUGACAACUGUACGAAAAUUAAGUGCACUUUAAAACCUCUGAUUGCUGAAAAGACAGCCCCUGCGAAUGCUUUUAACAUAUUGAUGACACAAGCGUCGAAUUUGGUUCUUCCGAGCAUGCGGCAAGAGAACAACAGCCGAGCAGUUCUACAUAACAGAGUCGUCGAGUACCUGGCCAAAAAACAAGUCGGAUUCCGAGUGUUUGAAAGGGCUGAAAUGGAUCUCUACAUGAAUGUGAUUGUAGCAACACUCUGGUACAUAGAUGGACAAUGGGAUAAAUUCUCGGCCGCGCCCAAGGUCAAGCCGCUUCCCCCAAGUCUUCAUCUCGUUCCAGUGGGAAAAUCCUGCUACCGCGUACUCCACCACGGUGACCACCGCAAAAAAAGCGCUACCACAAAUGAAGUGUGGAGAACUCAUCAAUUACCACGAGCAGUUGUGCGAACUGGCUUCGAAGCGCUUCAUAAAAGCUGUUUCAUUCGCUGAUGUUUUCAAAGAUGUUUGCCAACUACGAGACGGAAUUGCCAGCUACAUCAAGCAUCUGACUGCACUGCAGCACUUGAUUACAAGUGCGAAAGCAAUUCUACUCAGACGGUAUGUGUCCGAGACGGGAGAUCAUUGAAGCUUAUUCCGCCGAUGAGUGGAACUCCUGACACCAUAACAAGACUGCGGUACAAACAACUCGUCGAUGCAUUGGAAAGGAUUGAUUUGUACAGUGAUGUAAACAUUAUAUUUUUCGCACCUGUUGAAAGGCGAGCCAAGUACAAAUAUGUUGUUGGAUUGGCGUUGAACUUUCCGGUCCAUAUUUACCGAACAUUUAAACCAAACGCAACCUUCGUAUGGAAAACAGAACUAGUGCCGAACGAAAGUUCGGUAGCUAUCGUUCUUGCGCGCAUAGAACAUUAUCUGUCGGAAAGAGUAAGACGAGAUAAGGCCGCUCGACUGAGCGAAAUCUUUGAGGAUCGCACGAACUGGAACUCCGAUAACAUAACGGAUUUUGCUAGUGCAGCAGCUGAUGACGAGGCCGAGGCGUGCCAGGAGUCGCAAAAAGGAUACAAAAUGCUGUUAAGUGAAGGUUUCAGCAUUUCCGAUGCACUGGACAUUGAAAAGGAUGCAAGCAAAUCGUCGAAAGGGAAAUUUGAUCACUUCUGGUCAGCGGCUAAUCACAUUCUGACAAGCAACGACUACGGAGUAGCCGAAGAAAGACGCCAAGAGAAGACAUCGUGGAUCUCACCUUUGUGUGUUUCGUUGAGCGACCUGUACCGGAAAUGUGAAAUGGAAAUGGAUAUUUUAUUUCCUGGUUCAAAUGAAAAUUUUGCUCCAUCGUACGAAUACUUCCGGCUGCAGUUCACGCCGAGAAAUAGUGGUUCCGAGGUGUCCAAGCGAUACUACGGGCGGUUUGACAUAAAAUUUGGCCUACAGAAGCGCACAUUGCAUAAGCAGCACGUUGAUCAGCACUAUGGGGCGAAACAGCUUCAGUUUUUGAAGAUUAUGGCCGGAAAAUUGAGCGAUCACUCGUUGGUCUUCUUUCUAGACGACAAAAGCUCCAUUCCAGUAGGCCUUCAUGGAGCUCCCGUCAGCGCAACCCGACGACAACGAAAAGUCUUAAUGGCCGGUCUAGAUGAGCGCGGAUUAGACGCAAUGGACCAUGAUAACCCUCCGCAGCAUCUGAUUACAUCUGUCUCGAUUAAGCUCGUUCCACCCACUGAUCUGAGUGGCGACUGGUACUCUGGGCAGCCAACCGUAAUUUUCAAGGACGCAAUCUUUCAAAAUUCAAACGCUUUCCGCCAUGCUGCCGAGUUGAUAAAAAAUUUGACGUUGGCCGACUCGUCUCGUCCAUUGAUGUUCAUUGGAACGGAUGGCGGCCCGGAUCAUAAUGUUACGUCAAUCCUGGUUAUGCUGAGCUAUGUUGCGCUUUUCUAGAGCAAGAUCUUGACUUUUUGUGUGCCGUACGAACCCCACCGAACUUAUCUGUUCUGAAUCCAGCAGAGCGUUUCAUGUCAACCGCUAACAUGGCGUUGAUCGGAGUUUCUUUGGCACGUAAUGAUUUAGGACGAAACGAGAAGCGAGUUCGCUCGUUGAUGAGUAAACAACAGUGGCGGAGUGCUCAGGAGCGGCACCCUGAGAUUGAUUACAAGAAACUUGCGCUGGACGGCACGGCGGAUGCCAGAAAUUUGCUGCAAAGUCGUUUCCGAUCCCUGCAGUAUAAAGGAUCGGCCGUACUUGUUGGAGAGGCUGCUGAUACGGAUGAAAUUAACGAGUUGAAAAAGGUGAGUAUUUUAUGAACCCGGCCGUCUAAGUGCGCGCACGCGAUUUUUCUUUGCUCCUCAGACCCGAUUUUGUUCGCGUAUUUUUGUGUGAUUAUCGGCAUUUUUAGUCAAAUUCCGUAAAAGAAUUAUUUGGCUAAUAUAUAGUGCUUGGAGGAAAAUAUAAAUUUCGAGGAAAUACCCACAAAAAAGUGCUUUUUUACAAUUUUCUUUCCCCCUGUGAGAAAUCAACAAUCAUGGCGUCUCUGCUGGCGCUGCGCCCUCCGGCUGGCAGUCAACGAAAAAUGUUUAGUGCAGUGGUGUUGGUGACAUGUGCUUUUUAUCCAAAGAAAAAAAAAACAAGGAAGAAUAAGAAGAAGGAAACAAUCAACAAUCAGAAUAAGCAGUCGGACUAAGCUUGGAAAUUUUAAAAAUCUGUCCGAAAUUCAUAGAAAAAUUUCAUUUUGGUUUAAUUUUUGGCCUGAAAUAACCCGUUAGACUUUAUCUCUUGGAUCGACGCGUAUUUGUCUAUUUUAGUAUGUGUGUUUGCUGGAGCGGUCUUGGUGUUCGUAGUGUCACUGGAGCCGUUUGAGAAUGGGAGCGCAGGUGGCCAGCGGCCAGCGGCUCAAUUGCGCCUGCUAAAAGCAACGGACUGGUCCCGGAAAGGCGCCGUCACUGCUCUGUACACAGGCUGGUUUUGUGUUAGUUCUGUAGUGAAGUGUACUACAACCACUACAACCAAAUCAGAUUUUGGCCUGGUGACAGCAGAUGGAUUCUGCUGCUGGAUGACAGUUGAAGAUUGAAGAGCAGUUUUUGAAAAGGGACAAAUGGGUGCAUGCAGACUUUUUGCAAAACUCGCAGAUUUUUUGUUUGUUUUGGAGCUUGGGUUUGUGCGUGGUGGAUAGUGGAAGGAGGAGAGGGGUUGUGAACAUACACGGAGCUGUGAGGCCAACGACAAGCGGAUUUGUGCGGUGCUGCAAUCGUCGGGCGGUGUGGUCGGGUUGCACCCGAUUUCAAUGCUGCGGCGGCGGAUGUAGAACGGCGAGCAGUCUCCAGUCUUCAAGACCCCGGUGAGCUCGUUCCUUGAUGACAUUUCAAGCAUGUGUGUGUGUGUGUGUGUGUGUGUGUGUGUGUGUGUGUGUGUGUGUGUGUGUGUGUGUGUGUGUGUGUGUGUGUGUAGAAGAAAGAAUCAUGAGUGGGAGAGUAAAG
Molecule: messenger RNA, 3592 nt
Organism: Culex pipiens pallens (northern house mosquito)
Lineage: Eukaryota; Metazoa; Arthropoda; Insecta; Diptera; Culicidae
Exons: 3
Coding region: 774-2060 (428 amino acids)
Source: RefSeq, a predicted model, not a curated record